Suillus paluster is the source of this 420-nucleotide messenger RNA. RefSeq names its product histone-fold-containing protein. The transcript has 4 exons. Gene Ontology annotation, cellular component: nucleosome. The record is from RefSeq and is a predicted model, not a curated record. NCBI's taxonomy places the organism in Eukaryota, Fungi, Basidiomycota, Agaricomycetes, Boletales, Suillaceae. The coding region runs from base 1 to 420 and encodes 139 amino acids. Gene Ontology annotation, molecular function: structural constituent of chromatin; DNA binding; protein heterodimerization activity.
AUGCCUUCUGCAAAGUCAAGUGGCAAGGGUAAGGCCAGCGGCAAGGUCAAAAAUGAAGAUUCCAAGUCUACGUCCCGUUCCACUAGAGCUGGCCUCCAGUUUCCAGUCAGCCGUAUCCAUCGCAUGUUGAGGAGAGCCAACGUCAGCAAGCGCAUUGGGUCUGGUGCUCCCGUAUACCUUGCUGCCGUACUUGAGUACUUGUCGGCUGAAAUCUUGGAGUUGGCCGGAAAUGCAGCUCGUGACAACAAGAAACGUCGUAUCAAUCCUCGUCACCUUCAACUCGCUAUUCGUAAUGAUGAAGAGUUGAGUAAACUGCUCGGAGAUGUGAUUAUCUCGGAGGGUGGUGUUGUACCUUACAUCAACCCUGCACUCCUUCCUGCAAAGAGCAAGAAACAAAGUCUCGACAGCCAAGAGGUGUAA